CCUACCUACUACGAGGUGCUCAACGUCUCCCCGUCAACCGUUUCCUCACUCGAUCCAGCAGCAGCAACACAGCUGAUCAAGCGCGCCUACCGCCGCGCCCUGCUGAACCACCACCCAGACAAGAAGGGCCCCAAGCGCAACAACUCCCCGUCUACAACCGUAUCUUCAUUCGCCUCAUCCUCAUCGUCUUACACGAUCGACCAAAUCUCAACCGCCUACGCAACACUUUCCCAACCAGCCCAACGCCAAGCCUACGAUUUCUCCCUCACACAAACCUCCUCCCAGUCGACGACAGGCGGACCAGAACCAGGAUUCCGAACAGGCAUCGAGACAAUUGACCUCGAUGAUCUAGAGCACGAAGAAUACCACGACAAUGACGGCACUGAGGCAAGCAGCACGACGGCAAGGUGGUACCGCUCCUGCCGCUGCGGGAAUCCGCGCGGUUAUCACUUCACCGAAGCCGAUCUUGAGGAUGCGGCUGAUCUAGGGGAGCUGAUGGUUGGAUGUGCGGAUUGUAGUUUGUGGUUAAGAGUUCAUUUCGCUGUUAUAGAGGAU
Messenger RNA from Parathielavia appendiculata, 555 nucleotides. RefSeq names its product DnaJ-domain-containing protein. The annotation marks the transcript as partial. The transcript has a single exon. NCBI's taxonomy places the organism in Eukaryota, Fungi, Ascomycota, Sordariomycetes, Sordariales, Chaetomiaceae. The record is from RefSeq and is a predicted model, not a curated record.